CCUUCUUUAACUGAGGGGUACCAACAAUUUUGUCCACGUGUGUAGCUGGGUAGCACCACUCCCGUUUCGUAGCCCCAGACGCUUACUCCCUGACAACAGGUGCUACGCCCAUAAGCGGCUCAUGUCUCUGCGACGUACGCUUGACAAGAGACCAGACAUGAAGGCGCACUUUGUUGAGUUUAUGCAGAAGAUGCUUGACAACAAACAUGCAGAGUUGGCACCACCUUGCAAUGAAAACAAAGAGACCUGGUAUCUCCCCAUUUUCGGCGUAUACCACCCACAGAAGCCAGGGAAGAUCCGUGUGGUGUUUGAUUCCAGUGCGCAGUUUGAUGGAGUGUCUCUCAAUGACUGUCUAUUGUCAGGGCCUGAUCUAAAUAACACACUCAUAGGUGUCCUCCUUCGCUUUAGAAAAGAACCUGUUGCUAUCACAGCCGACAUCGAGCAGAUGUUUUACUGCUUUGUCGUCCAGGAAGAUCACAGGGAUUACCUUCGCUUCCUUUGGUACGAAGACAACGAUUUGGCCAAAGAUGUCGUGGACUAUCGCAUGCGGGUACAUGUCUUUGGUAAUAGUCCCUCACCAGCAGUGGCGAUCUAUGGGUUGAGGAUGGCAGCAAAGGAGGCAGAAGGUGAAUAUGGAACUGAUGCUCGAAACUUCAUAGAACAAGAUUUCUAUGUGGAUGAUGCGUUAAAGUCCUUCUCGACAGAAGCAGAGGCUGUUGACGUACUACAGAGAGCCCAGAAAAUGCUUGCUCUUUCUAAUCUACGUCUUCACAAGAUAGCCUCCAACAAAGUGGAAGUAGUGAAUGCUUUCCCACCUGAAGACAGGGCAAAAGAAAUCAAAGACCUUGAUCUGUCAACUGACAAGCCCCCAGUCCAGCGUAGUUUGGGUGUGAUUUGGGACACCACAUCAGACACUUUCACAUUUGAUGUUCCACAAGAGCAAAAGCCCUUUACACGACGUGGUGUGCUCUCAACUGUAAACAGCCUGUUCGAUCCUCUAGGGCUGCUUGCACCUGUAACUAUCAAAGGAAGACUUCUUCUCAGAGAGCUCUCCAGCAGCAAUCUUGAGUGGGACAGUCCGUUGCCUCAAGACAUGUACGACGAUUGGAGAAAAUGGCAUGACUCUCUGCAGCAUCUCAAAGCUCUGAGCAUUCCCCGUACGUAUGUUUCCUUCUCUAUCUCACAAGCCAACUUUAUCGAACUCUGUGUGUUCUCAGAUGCUUCAGUUAAAGCUAUAGCUGCAGUGGCUUACUUGAGAGUCACUCAUGAAGACAACCACAAUGAAGUCGGGUUUGUCAUGGGUAAGGCGAAACUAGCCCCCAUGCCAGAGCUCACCGUCCCGAGGUUAGAACUGUGUGCUGCAGUGCUAGCAGUGGAAAUGUCUGAGCUUCUCAGAGAGGAACUAAAGCUGAAAAUUGACAAGACCUCAUUUUACACUGACAGCAAAGUGGUGUUAGGAUACAUCCACAACCAACACCGACGAUUCCAUGUGUAUGUGAACAAUCGUGUCCAGAGAAUCAAGCAAUCGUCUCUGCCAGAUCAGUGGAAGUAUGUCCCGACAGAGCACAAUCCUGCUGAUCAUGGAUCUCGCUCACUGCCAGCAGAGAAGAUCUCCAGCACCACAUGGUGGUCUGGUCCAGCCAUUCUCUUUGACAAAACCACUGUCACUCCUGAAAAAGGCCCAUUCAAGCUCAUUGAUCCAGAGUCAGAUGUUGAAAUUCGACAGAAUGUAACAACUCUUGUGACUGGCACAAACCACAAAGCCUUGGGUUCAUCACGUUUUGAACGUUUCUCAAAGUGGACCUCAAUAGUCAGAGCAGUAACUUACCUAUGUCAUAUUGCUCACAGUUUCAAGUCCAGAGACAAACGAGAAUGUAAACGCUGGCAUCUUUGCAAAUCAAGCCUCACAGAAGAAGCUGUGACAAAAGCAGAGCACACAAUCAUCAAAUGUGUUCAACAUGAAGUGUACGCAGAAGAAAUUAAGUGCAUCAAGACAAAACAAGACAUACCACGAAACAGUUCACUUUACAAGCUCAAUCCGAUCAUUGACCAUGAAGAUCUACUUCGAGUAGGUGGACGUCUGUCAGAGUCAAAGCUACAGAGUCACGAAAUCCAUCCUCUGCUGAUCCCAGGAAAGCAUCACAUUGCUACACUGCUCAUUCGACAUCACCACAACGCUGUUAAGCAUCAAGGAAGACACUUCACUGAGGGAGCUGUGAGAGCAAGUGGCGUGUGGUUAGUGGGUGCCAAAAGAUCUAUCAGCAGUGUCAUCCACAAAUGUGUGAUCUGUAGAAAGCUACGAGGCAAGACAGAGCAACAAAUCAUGGCAGACCUGCCCGCCGAACGUUUACAAACCGAUUCCCCAUUUUCCUAUGUUGGCCUGGAUGUAUUCGGACCGUGGGAGGUUACAACACGACGCACUAAAGGUGGUCAAGCCAACAGCAAAAGAUGGGCAGUGAUAUUCACUUGUAUGUCUACAAGAGCCAUUCAUAUUGAAGUGAUUGAAACACUCAGCUCAUCAAGUUUCAUAAAUGCUCUUCGUAGAUUUUUUGCACUCAGAGGUCCUGCUAAACAGCUAAGAUCCGACUGCGGAACCAACUUUGUUGGUGCAUCGAAAGAGUUGAAGUUGGAUCCUCCAAAGCCCAAUGAGACAAGUGUGGAAGACUACUUAUGCGAACAGAGGUGCUCCUGGGUUUUCAACCCUCCUCACUCAUCCCACAUGGGAGGCACAUGGGAGCGUAUGAUCGGGAUAGCACGACGCAUACUGGACUCAAUGCUCUUGCAAUCAGGAAACCCCAAGUUAACCCAUGAGGUCCUCACAACACUGUUGGCUGAAGUCACGGCCAUUAUCAAUGCAAGGCCCUUGGUACCAGUCUCUUCUGAUCCUGAAGCUCCUUUAAUCUUGACUCCUAUGACGCUUCUCACACAAAAGACUAAUGCAAUCCCGAUUCCAUCAGGGGAUUUCAACAAAGCUGACAUGUUCAAACAUCAGUGGAAGAGAGUUCAAGUUCUUGCUGACACUUUUUGGGCCCGCUGGCGAAAAGAGUACCUGAACAUGCUCCAAAGUCGUCAGAAGUGGCAGCGCAACAGACCGAAUCUAAAAGAAGGUGACAUCAUUCUUCUCAAGGACAAACAACUAAAACGGAACGAAUGGCCAAUGGGAAUCAUUGUCAAGACUCUCCCGAGCAAAGAUGGAGUCGUAAGGAAGCUGGAGGUCAAGGUGUCAGGGGAGAAGACUUCAAAGACUUUUUCUAGACCUAUUUCGGACUGUAUACUUAUUUUAUCUACAGUUUAGUGUUUGUAGACACUAUUUAGUGGCAUUCUUAAAAUAAUGCCAGGCGGGGAGUGUGUUGUAUCAUUUUUACAUGUUGUUAAUCAUCCAGUCCACUAGAGGGCGUACAGUUCUGUAGCAGUGUUAGUUUCCGCCACUGGGUGGCAAGAGCAAGAGACCGCUUGCACAGUGUCAACAACAGCAGCAUGAGAUUGUGUCCUGCUCAAUCUGCAGCCGUCCACUCUUUUCCAGCCCUUUGAGUGGCAAUAUGUUUUCACACUUUUUUGCAUUAAAUCCUUGCCCAAAACGA
This is a messenger RNA of Acanthochromis polyacanthus (spiny chromis), 3581 nucleotides long. RefSeq lists its product as uncharacterized. The transcript is spliced from 2 exons. Bases 122 to 3295 code for a protein of 1057 amino acids. The record is from RefSeq and is a predicted model, not a curated record. Gene Ontology annotation, molecular function: nucleic acid binding. NCBI's taxonomy places the organism in Eukaryota, Metazoa, Chordata, Actinopteri, Pomacentridae. Gene Ontology annotation, biological process: DNA integration.